AAAGAAAGCCUAUAGGUGGCAGCAUUCUAUUGGAUUCUAUUGGGAUAUCUUGGAGCAAUCACAGUACUACCGUACAAGAAGACGGAAGUCAAGAAUGAUAUUCAUCCAAAAAAAAAAAAAAAAAAAAAACCCUCUCCAAAUUAACUUCAGCGGUCUAUACAUAAAUCAACUUCCUGCUCAAUGAUUUCCAAGUGGAGACAUGCAGUGUGUGAACUGAUAUUGAAAGAAAUUUAAUCUUGGUCUCCAGGAAUCAGAAUGUUCUACCAGCAAACCUGAAGACAUAAACAACUGAUGAGGAAAUCUAAAGGGCUUCAUAUUAAUUACCUCAACCAUCCAUGUUGGAAAACUGAACCUCAACCAGCAUUCACAGAUGAUUUCUCUGUGGUUUGAUUCCCUAACUUCUUUCUGGACACCCUGCUCUCAGGUUUGAACCUGCAGAGCUUGACGGCUUUGCUCGGUGCAGAGAAGACCAAUAUGUCCAACGAUCCAGUACUUUUAUCUAAUGUGUUGAAACCAUUACUGAGUUUAUGAAGUCUGGAGAUGAGACAUUUGUCUCUGCUUUCAAAUCAACCUCUCUUGCACCUUAUGUUAACAUGAUCAGUUUUGUGAUUGUGUUAUUUAUUGCUGCUUUGAAUUUCAAACAGUGUUUCAGUGCAUGUGCUCGUGCUGAAUAUGAGAUAAAUGGAGAAUGCUGUCCCAUGUGUGCACCAGGAAACCGUGUUCAUUGGCACUGUACUGAAGAUACAAGUACAACUUGUGUUCCAUGUUCUGCAUCAACUUACACUGAUGAGCCCAAUGGGUUAGAUAAAUGCUUUCCCUGCUCUGUUUGUGAUGCAGAACAAGGACUAAGAGUAAAGGAAAUUUGUACACGCUCUACAGAUACUGUUUGUGAGCCAUUGGAAGGAUUCUACUGCAUUGAGCAAAAGAAAGACUGUAGAUGUACAAGCUGUAGAUUCGCUGAGAAACACUCUGAAUGUCGCCCUGGACAAUAUAUCAGACAAGCAGGCACAUCAUUUACUGAUACUGAUUGUGGUAACUGUGCAGAAGGCACUUACUCUAAUGGCUCUUUCACUACCUGUCGACCACAUUCAAAAUGUGAGGUUGAAGGCUCUAAAGAAAUAAAACCAGGAACAAUGUCAUCUGAUGUGGAAUGUGAGAAGUCAAGUCCAGUUAGUACCAUUGUUGGAGUCAGUCUUGGAGUCAUUGUUGGAGUCAUUAUUGGUGUUUUGGUGACUGCUGUUGGGAUCAAAUUAAAACAGAAAAGACAAACCCCUGACAGAGAUACAAGUUAUACAAUACCAAUACCAGAGACUAAUUUCUCUGUGGAAGAGAGACCAAUGCCAGAGGGUCAAUGUGAUUGUGAACCAACAUUACCAGAAUAUGCGACUUCUCUUAUACCUAGAAAUAGUGAUAUUGUAAACCCUGUAACUUCUACAACCUUGCAACCUUCUAGACCAUUCUUCAAAUCACAUUCAGAACAGGCUUCACAACAGAAUACAGACAAAAGAUCUCGCUUUCUCUGGGAUGGAAACGGAAGCUGAAAGUGAUCAUGACAAAGCAAAAGUAGGCUAUUCAGCAACGUAUUUAGCUCAAAACACUAAAGUCAAGUGUGUACUGUGUAACCCCUCUACCCAGGUCCUACUCGCCCCGCAAUGUGGGCGAACCUGGGUCUCCAUCGGGGAGCAAAUUAUACACCAUCAGAGUUGCAAUUUUAUUUCAUUUCAUUUUCACGAUUAUUAACAACAAUAACUUUAAAGCUAAACACAUACAUUUGGUAAUUAUAAUCUAUAAACAUAAUAUUCUGGAAUGUGUCAUUCUGAGUUUUUACUUUUGUCUUAGGUUUAGGAAAACAGUGUGUAUCAUAAUAGACUAUCAAACUCAAGUGAAUUCACUACUACACUACACUACUUAUUUCUUAAAUUUCUGUAAUUAAAAAGAAAUAGGAAAGAAGACUUUACUUUUAUUACUUUCCUUUUGUCAUUUGCAAGAUUUUACUUCACCUAAAUAACUGUUCCGUGUAUUGUUGUUGUCUUGUAGUAAAGUGCCUUUUGUAUGCUAUCUAA
Molecule: messenger RNA, 2063 nt
Organism: Megalobrama amblycephala (Wuchang bream)
Lineage: Eukaryota; Metazoa; Chordata; Actinopteri; Cypriniformes; Xenocyprididae
Product: tumor necrosis factor receptor superfamily member 14-like
Exons: 10
Coding region: 528-1541 (337 amino acids)
Biological process (GO): positive regulation of T cell migration; defense response to Gram-positive bacterium; positive regulation of peptidyl-tyrosine phosphorylation
Cellular component (GO): external side of plasma membrane
Molecular function (GO): protein binding
Source: RefSeq, a predicted model, not a curated record